Molecule: messenger RNA, 5641 nt
Organism: Cervus elaphus (red deer)
Lineage: Eukaryota; Metazoa; Chordata; Mammalia; Artiodactyla; Cervidae
Product: zinc finger protein 501-like
Exons: 6
Coding region: 3523-4812 (429 amino acids)
Biological process (GO): negative regulation of transcription by RNA polymerase II
Molecular function (GO): DNA-binding transcription repressor activity, RNA polymerase II-specific; RNA polymerase II cis-regulatory region sequence-specific DNA binding
Source: RefSeq, a predicted model, not a curated record
GCACCAAAUGUGGAGAAUUUCUUUAGCCAUAGCACCUGAAGGAGAAAAAAAAAAGCUGAAAAGUUCACACCACAGAAAGACCUCACAAGUGCAACAAAUACGGAAAUAUUUUCUGUCAUAGGUCAGCUCUGAUUGAGCACUGGACCUUCACAGCCCAGAUAAACCCAAGAGUGCGGCGAAUGCAGGAAAGCGUUCAGCUGAAGGUAAAACCAUAUUGGUCACUAGAAAGUUCAUACUGGAGAAAGAUCUUCAAACGAGAUGGAGAGAGAAGCCAAUGAGCUGUCUCCUUAAUGAAUCCAUCUUACUGAACAGGCACUAUGAGGGCAUCAUCAGCUGAAAGCUAAUGCCAUCCAUGUGCACAGCCCUGGUGUGCAGAGGGCCUGUGGAUACUCGGUUCUCUGGAAGCUUUAAGGAGCUAAGAUCUACUUCCUUACCUGUGCAGCAGCCUUGCCAGACUUCAUGUCACUUUCUGUAAUACAAGCCCAAGAAUGUGUUGUUUGUCAGCUUCUGUUCAUCCUUGGGGCAUGUUUCAAGGUCACCCGAUGUGGACGUGGGAAGACAGAAAGAAGUUUGUACCUAGGUUGAGGAUGGUGACUACAUGCUGACCACAAGCACAUUGACCUGAGCCUUCCUGGAACCAUAAGGUUGCUGAUGAAGAUUCCUGAAGCAUUGCCUUGUUAACUUACUACCAACCAAUCAGAAGAAAGUAGGUGAGUGCAAACAGGUUCAGUUCAGUAACACACUACACUGUUUAAAAUAUCUGCUAGCUGCAACUUUGCAGUUUCAACAUUCUCCCUUGUAACUGUACAGCCAUUUCAGACCCAAACCAAUCUUUGCUUUGCAAGUACCCUUGACUUCCUUGGUGGCCCAGUGGUUAAGAAUCCAGCUGCCAGUGAAGGGGACACAGGUUUGAUCCCUGCUCCAGGAAGAUUGCACAUGCUGCAGGGCAACUAAACACAUGAGCCACAGCUAUUGAGCCCAUGCCCUAGAAAUCAUGCUCUGCAAGAGCAGCCACUGCAGUGAGAAGCCCACACACCGCAACUGCAAUAGCCCCCACUUUCCACAACUGGAGAAAGCCCACACAUAGCAACGAAGACUCCGUGAAGCCAUCAAUAAAUAAAUAGAAGCACUGUUGAUUGUUGCCAGCUCCAAUUUUAAUUCUUCGCAAACAACUUAUGGAAACAACUCUGGCCUUUAUUUUUUGCCAUUAUAAGCUUUCUCCAUUUUUCAGUUCAAGGUCAAACAAUUCAAGUGCUUCUUGCAUCUCUGUCUCCUGGGCUGCUGUCCUAACAAGCCCUCAAUAAAUGCUUAUUUAGUUCAAUUAGGUCUUCAUUUCUGAAAUUUUGGUUAAUGCUUAGUAAUAAAAGUAUUAUGUAAUUGACUAUGUUGUCAUUAAUUUUUACUGUCCAUUGCCUUUAACUUGAAUGAUAGCCUCAUGAAAGCUUUAGUCUCUGACUCUGUGGCCCUUGAUGUGUGCCAUGCAGCCAAAUUAGUACCUGUAAUUGGAUAGAUAGUUAAUAUCUGUUUUUUUAAAAAGGGAGUAAAUAUGAUGCUAUAGAUACUUUGUUUUUAAGUAUUCUGGCAAAGCUGUCUGCUCUGUUUUCAUAGCCCUUCCAGGUGUACUUAAAAUUUUUUAAAAUAAAUUAAUAGAUCACAUGUUACAAAACUAUAAUCACAGGUUGGCAAAGUUUCCUAGGUAACUGUGAGCUCUGCUUCAUUCCCUUACUUCUCAGAAAUCAUUGUGUCUAGGGACCUUGCUGAGAUCUAAACGUUCACAUGGUGAAAAGUGAUUUUGACCACUAACUGAGUAAUAAAAUAAUGAUCGGUUUCAGCAGUUAUAACACUUCACAAAUAUUUUCAACUCUUCUUGCAUUUUUACUGCAGUUGCUGGUGAAAUUAUAUUGUCCCCAGCCAGGAAAGAGGAUCUUGUAAUCCAAUCCUUUAUCUCAGGCUUCAGUUGCCCCCUUUGGAAAUAUACUAGGACUGAGACUAUGCAGCCACUGUCCGGGGAGAAAAUAGCAAGCAGGAAGUCACUUUUCAGAUAGGUAGGUCUUAGCUGCUAGAAAAGUACUGAAUACACAUCAAAAUGUGAAGUAAGAAAUAUGUGUCAGGUCUUGGAUUGGACAUUUUCACUUGGUUUACAUUUCUUCUGAGGCAUCCAGAGACGCAGCACGUGGCCCGCUUGCUUCUGGUUACCCAUCACCCCUCCUCUGUCUUGCUUGCUAUGGCUCUGUCUUCACUCUCUGCUUCCGUGACCAUGACCAAACACAGUGACACUCAUAAAUCUAAAGCUUCAGCAUACAGGUAUUGGUAGAGCAAUAAGAUAGUUUAUUAGAUGCACUUUCUGUCUGAGUGACAACCUGGUAUCAUGUGCCCAUUUGCUCUUUAGGUUUGAGAGACAUCUGAGAUACUGUAUCUGGGUUCCUCUCAUUUUUUUUAUUUUGACUGCCUCAGGUCUUAGUAGUGGCAUGUGGACUUCGUUGACCAUGGACUUGGUUGCCCCUCCGCGUGUGGAAUCUUCCGGGACCAAGGAUCCAACCCCAGCUUCCCCUGCAUUGCAAGGCAGAUUGUUUACCACUGGGCCACCAGGGAAGUCCCAAUAUCUGGGUUCCUCCCUCUGAUCAGCACAGACUACAUUCCACAGAAAUCUGUGUGUGUCCCCUGUAAGUAGUGUGUUCCAAGGAAAUCUGGGUGCGUCCCCUUUAAGAAGGGUGAACCCCGUCAGUAUUCGGAGCCUUAGGGUGAGGCUGAAUUUUCCCUGACUUGGGUGGCAGCGCCCCUUGCAGUGCACUGGAGCGAUGUUAACUACAUUACCCGGAAUGCAAGGCGCGGUGCGUAUGGGUCGCUGGGCCAACUGAAAGCUCAGGACUGAGGCACUUCCGUUGUAGAGGACGGCGUCCGGGCGGGUCUUCCGGCGUCCAGAGAGGCGACAUUUUUAAACUCUGAUCUGGUAGCUGCUGGGGAAGUUUGGGUCUUAAAGGGCCCCAGGUAAAGACGCUGUGACCGCUAAUCUGAGGAGGGUCUGAGGCUGCGUGGCGCCAUCCAGCCUGAUUCUGACUUGGGUCCGGGACAGGCGCCGCCGUGCCCGGGCCCCACCGCUCUCAGGCUCUGCUGAGACGGCCAGCUGACAGAUCCGCUUGAGGUAAACGCUGCCCUCUCCGGGCCCUCAGCCAACUCUUAACCAUUCUGAGGUAUUUUUGUUCUUAUCUGUGUUCUCUUACUAGUGUCCUCUGUGUGUGUGUAUUUCUUUCCCCAAACCUCUGUUUUUCUAAUUUUGAAAUAUCUGCGUGGGAAAAAAAAUUGCUGAGAUCUUCCACCUGCAGUUGAAAAAGCAGCUGUUAUUAAUAGCCGUUCACUGGUCACGUCGAGAAACGAGAUACAAGUAGGACCCAAAAGCCGCCUGUGGAGGUUCUGCCAAAACAAUUAUCCUGUCUCCCAAAUGUUAAGGCGUUGUCUGAUGUUUCAGCUGGUGGAAAUUAAAGUUACAUUGCCCUGCUCUUUCCACGUUCAGCGGAACCACUUAUGGACUGUUCACUGGGCCGUGUGACCUUUGACGAUGUGGCUGUGUACUUUUCCCAAGAGGAAUGGAGGCUCCUUGGUGAGGCCCAGAGACUCCUGUACCAUGAUGUUAUGCUGGAGAACUUCGCACUGGUUGCAUCCCUGGGGUGUUGGCAUACAGCAGAGAAUGUUUCUGUAGAAGUGCCACAGAGAAAUACCAAAAAGACAGACCUGUCCAGCCAGAAGAUCUGUCCCUGGGAGAUGGGUAACCUGGCCUUAGAAGGUGGUUUGUGUGUACCCGAGGUCCUGCGAACAAACCCUGGCCAGACACUGUGUGGGACAGAUGUGAAAUCCCACCAGCAUGGUGGAGAGAAACUCAUGAGAAGAGAUUUGGGUAAGGCCUUAAUGAAAAACUGCACAGUCCAUGCAUUGGAGAAGGCUUCUGUGUGCCAGGAGGCGAGGAAGGAUUUCCCUGGUAGCUCUGGCUAUGUCCAGCACCAGGUUAAACCACAAAUGAUGGAGUUUGUAGCAGAGUUUCACAAUGGAGAAAAGCGUUUCAAGUGCAAUGAAUGUGGGAAACUCUUCUACCGGAAGUCUAGGCUUGCUCAGCACCAUCGAGUCCACACCGGAGAGAAGCCCUAUGGAUGCAGUGAGUGUGGGAAAGUCUUUAGAUGCAGCUCCAGCCUUGCUAUACAUAGAAGAAUUCACACAGGGGAGAGGCCUUAUGAGUGUAGAGAAUGUGGAAAAUUCUUUAGGCAACACUCCCAGCUUGUUGUGCACCAGAGAAUUCACACUGGAGCCAGACCAUAUGAGUGCAGUGAAUGUGGGAAAACAUUCAGUACUAAAACCAAACUUGAUCAGCACCGGCGAGUCCACACCAGAGAGAGGCCUUAUGAAUGUGCUGAAUGUGGGAGAACUUACACCUGUAAACGCAUGCUUGAGCAACACCAGAGAGUCCACACUGGAGAGUGGCCUUAUGAGUGCAAUGAGUGUGGGAAAGCCUUUAGGUACUUCUCCAGCCUUUUUAUGCAUAGAAGAAUUCACAGUGGGGAAAGGCCUUAUGAGUGUAGUGAAUGUGGGAAGUCUUUUAGGCAAAAGGCCCACCUUCAAGGCCACCAGAGAAUUCACAGUGGAGCAAAGACUUUUGAGUGCAGUAAAUGUGGGAGAUGUUUUAGCCAAAAGUCUGUUCUUACUAAACACCAGAGAGUUCACACUGAAGAAAGACCUUAUAAGUGUAGUGAAUGUGCGAAAUGCUUUAGGGAUAGAACUAGUCUCAUUAAGCACCUGAAUUUACACUGGAGAAAAGUCACCUGAGUGCACCAAAUGUGGAUAAGUCUUUAGCCAAAGCACCUGAAAAGAAAAUUUCACACCACAGAAGGGCCUCACAAGUACAGUAUUGUGGAAACUUGGUGGUUUGUCUUUUUUUUUUUUUCUGGUCAAACGUCUACUCCAAGCACCAGAACCACUGUGGCACAGGUAGACCCAAGAAUACAGAGCAUGUGGGAAAGUUUCCGCUGAAGGUCUAACCUCAUCUAUCACCACAAAGUUCAUACUCAAGAAAGGCCUUCAAACCAGAGGAAGAGACCAGCAAAUGAGCUGUGUCCUUAGUGAAUACAUCUUACUGAACAGGCUCUGUAAGGGAAUCAUCACCUGGAAGUUGAAUGCCAUCCAUCUGCACAGCCCUAGUAUGGAUAUAGCCUGUGGGUACCCAAUUCAUUGGAAGUUUCUAAGAAGCUAAGAUCUACUUCCUAACCUGUGCAGCGGCCUUGCCAGAUUUCUGGUCAUUGUGAGUUUCUUCCACCAAGUGGCAGAUCCUCAUAUGGGCGUCAGUCCCCUCAGUGUGAUCAGGGUAGAUAGACCUUUGUGCUCUCCUGUUCCUUGAAGGAAAGCACAUGUAACCUGAGCACUUGGGUGGUGUCAUGCUCUUAGAUCCUAUCAACUGCCUAGGAAAGGAACUAAGCAGCUUUGACCUUGCACAUGCACUCUGGGUUCUGAUGGUUGCUGACAGAGGUUUACUUUCUUUGAUGGCAUUGAGUCAUGUCAUGCUUAUGACAUGUUUCUAGCUUCAAGUCACCCUACUUGACAAGUGCUUUCUUCUAAGCAAUUCUCUUUUCUUUUAAUAAAUAAAAACUUUUUAAAGCCA